Messenger RNA from Sclerotinia borealis F-4128, 4548 nucleotides. The record is from the annotation of a GenBank genome assembly. Lineage: Eukaryota; Fungi; Ascomycota; Leotiomycetes; Helotiales; Sclerotiniaceae.
AUGACUCCAAUCCAAUCGCCUCCUUAUCGGAAAAGGAAGUUCGGAAUCAUUCCCAAUGACUAUAUCGAGUUAGGAGCACGAAGAACUGAUGUUGAAGAUUGUGGUGAUGAGGAGGAGGACGCGGCUGCCCAUGAUGAUGAGGUGCAGUCAUCCCCACCACUUCCCAGCUCAGAGGAUGAAGCUCUGUCGUCUUUCAUAACCGUUAUUCCCGACGCAUUGCUCGAUUUUCUUACUGUGAAUGAGGUACAUGAGAACACGACGCAAGAACCCCUACCGAAGCGGCUCAAAUCAAAGAUAGGACCUGAAUUGGAACAAUCAAAUGAUCAUCGUUCGGACGACUAUAUCGUCGUUAAGCAAUCUUCGUUGGAAAUCAGAUGUGCUGAAUCAAAGUUGUUCUCGAAUGGCACCAUCUUGAGUAAGCAGAAAGCCCGGUUCAACUGUCACUGGAGUCUACAAAGUGAGAAACCCGAGCCGUCUCAUAUCACAAUACAAGAUGACAACGGCAACCCUUUGCUUACCGUACCAUUAUCGCUCGAGUAUGCAUUGAUGAGCAUUCUGAAUCCCUUUGAUGACGUCCUCAUCUGUCUAUUGGUUGAUCGAGACUCUAAAAAAUAUGCCCGACAAUCAAGUAAGUUGUGGACAGAGGUUGGGAUAAGUCUGCAAAGAAGAGACGAUUCGGAUUACAUACAAAUCAUUUUCACUAUCAAAUGGGACGUUACAGUUCACCCCGAGUCAAUUCAACCCAAGAAGACAGAUGCCUUAUUAAAGGUAUUGAGCGCUUAUUUUCCUGAUCCAAAUGGCACGAAUUUAGAUUCACUCUCUGCCCAGGAUUUCUAUCAAUCUGCAUAUUCUCCAGAUCCAAAUGAUGAAUUAGCGGCCUCGAUUGAAACCCCCGAAUUGCAAGCAACCCUCUACCCAUUCCAAAAGCGGGCAGUUCAAUGGCUGCUUCGUAGAGAAGGUUAUGAGUGGUCCCGCGAGACCAGAAGUGUUCAGGGAUCGCAGUUCAAAGCAACAUGCCAAUUGCCACUCUCAUUUAUCGCAGCAACAGACGCACAAGGGCGCUCUUGUUAUGUCAGUCACUUGUUUGGGAUAGUUACCUUCGAUCUUGCUCCUUUCCUUGCAAUAGAACGAGAGAUCAAAGGCGGUAUUCUUGCAGAGGAGAUGGGCCUGGGUAAGACUAUAGAAACGAUUGCUCUAUUAACACUUCACACCCGUCCUAAUCAAGGUCCGUCGAUCUUCGAUCCCUUUACCGGGGAGAAUCUACAGACAACAAAUGCUACACUAAUAAUAUCGCCACCGUCUAUUUCAAGACAGUGGAUCGGCGAGAUCAAAACCCAUGCUCCCCAUCUAAAGGUUACGUAUUACGAAGGUAUCAAGAGCCGGAACGUGCACUACGCAACAAUAAUGGAAGAGUUUGCCACCUCAAAUGUAGUCGUUACCACAUACGCCGUACUUUCAUCGGAGAUCAAUUUUACCAGUCUGAACCCCGGGAGAACGUUGCGCAGGGAGUCGAAGUACCAAAGGACUAAAUCGCCUUUGAUGCAAUUUUCCUGGUGGCGAGUAUGCCUUGACGAAGCACAAAUGGUUGAGAGUGGUGUAGGUAAAGCUGCGACUGUCGCAAGAAUGAUACCUCGAAUCAACGCUUGGGCGAUCACAGGCACUCCAGUUACAAAGAACAUUGAUGACUUGCUAGGGUUACUCAUUUUCCUAAGAUAUGAGCCCUUAAUAACGGUAUGGCGAUCGCUUCUGUCCUCGCCAUAUUUUCGAGGACUAUUCAACAGUAUAAGCCUUUCAAACCGGAAGAAGGAUGUAAGGGGAGAACUGGACCUACCCCAACAACACCGCUUCGUAAUUACCUUGCCUUUCACUCCAAUUGAGGAACAAUAUUACCAGGAAUUGUUUGGCCAAAUGUGUGAAGAAUCGGGAUUGAGCACUGAGGGUGCACCUCUGACGGACGACUGGGACCCAGAGGGUUAUACCGAAGUAAUGAGACGCUGGCUCGUACGUUUAAGACAAAUAGCAUUGCACCCGGAAGUUGGAGGGCGCAAUAAACUAACUUUCAGGCGAAACAAAGAGGGAGAUGAGCCAGUUACCCAAACCGCAAUCAAGGUUCUCGAACACAUGUUCUCACAAACAGAUGUUGCCAUCAGAACAAAUCAUCGAUUACUUCUUAUGUCCCAGUUGAAAAGGGGGCAAUUGUAUGAAGACUCACCUCGGGUUCAAGAAGCCCUCAACAUCUGGGAAGCAGUAAUUAUAGAGUCCUCUAUCGCUGUGAAUGAAGCUCGGGAUGAAUUAUCAAGUGAAAUAUUAUCGGAAAAAGCGAAGCUGGCCUCCCAUGCAGAGGAAAUUUCAGAUUCGGCAAUAGCGAAAGCUGAUCAGACGAUUGCUACAAGCCAAAACCAAGGGUCGGGAAGACACAGUGACCAUGGCAUCGACGGACAAGAUGGAUCGGACCCUGCCUCUCGCGUAGGACUCGUUCGAGCACGGUUAAGGGCCGCUUUGGAACUUCACCAUAUGGCGUUAUUCUUUCGAGCGAAUGCCCACUUCCAGAUUAAGACUAACGAGGAAAUGACAAAGCCUGAUUCUCCCGAGUUUGAAGAUCUUGAUAGAAUCGAGAGAGAUGGCUAUGAAGCAGCCAAGAAAUUACGACGCGAGAUAUUGCAGGAGAUGUUUAACAGAGUAAACACUAUGAUGUCCACAAUCAAAAGAAACGCAGAAUCUGGGACAGUUAUUCGAUUGCUUAAAUUCACACCCAAUACUCUUCAGGGGGGGGCCGAAAGCCGCCGUAUUAUGGAAAACCUUGAAAAUCUUGGAAUCAAUCUGGAUAAUCAAGCCCAUCAGAUUCAUGAAUGGAGAGACCAUCUCACUCGGAUUUUGUUGAGUUCCUUGGUUGAUAACGACGAUGAUGGAAUUGAAAUCAAUGGAGACGAAUACGAGGAUUCUACAAAAGUACAAGAAGAAGCGGUGGUAUAUGUACAAGCAUUGCGGACAAUGAUUGCCGACAGACAUGCAUCGUUGACUGGAGUGCGUAAUUUUCUAACCGACCAAGAAGCGAUAACCGCUGUACGGGAGGCAAAACUGGGCAAAGGCCCUUCUCCGGAACGACUAAUUGCGCUCUUCGAUGAAAGGAACCAGUUCAUUUAUGAGGGCAAUACUGUAAGGGGUGCUUUGUCGGAACUCCGAACCCUCAUGUCCAAUCUCAGGAAAGAUCGUGCACGAAAUGAAACAUUGAUUGUCGAAGCCCAACUCAAGAUGACUCACAAGUAUCUCACGGAUCAGACGAAGGCCGCUACGGGGCUAGAGAAGGAAGUAGAGCUUUUCACAAAGUGUAUGAACCUUCGGGUUGAGUACUAUAAACAACUACAGGCAAUUUCAAAUCAGGUGGCUCCGUAUACAGGUCCCAACAAUGAGCUAGUCGUUGAGAAGAUGCUACAAACCGAGCAGGCACUUAUCCAGAGCCUCGCGGUGAUGAGAUCCAAGAAAAGAUAUUUGAUUCAUCUAAAGGAAGAGGCCAAAACGCCUAAAUAUCAGCGAGUGUGCAUCAUUUGCAGAGAUGAAUUCGAUCUUGGAGUUUUGACCGUCUGCGGGCAUCAAUUCUGUUCCGAUUGUAUCAAAGAAUGGUGGAGAUCACAUCAUAAAUGUCCUGUCUGUAAAAGGGCACUAAUCCAUGCAGACCUUCACAAUAUCACCUACAAACCACAAGAACCAACACUGACCGUCGAAGCCCAGGGGGUUAGGGAACCACUCAAGGAACGCUCACCUAACUCUAAUUCCCCUCGGAAAUCUGCAAUUUAUUCAGAUGUCAGCAAAGCUACUCUCGCCGCCAUCAAGAACGUCGAACUGCCAGGCAAUAACUCAUUUGGCACCAAAGUUGAUACCCUUGCUCGUCACAUUCUUUACCUCAGGGAAUCAGAUCCUGGCUCGAAGUCAAUCGUCUAUUCUCAAUUCGCGGAUUUUUUAUUGGUUUUGUCUCGCGCCUUUGCUGUAUUUCGCAUCGGCCAUUCAUCCAUCGGUAAUUCUAAUGGAAUCGAGAAAUUCAAAAAUGAUGCUGGCACAGAAGUUUUCCUGUUACAUUCUCGGGCGCACAGUGCGGGAUUGACUCUUGUCAACGCUAGUCACGUAUUCCUCUGCGAACCUUUAUUAAACACAGGACUCGAACUGCAAGCUAUCGCUAGAGUUGAUAGAAUCGGCCAAACAGUCGCAACCAAUGUUUGGCUGUAUUUAAUUCGUGGAACGAUUGAAGAGUCAAUCCAUGAGUUAUCUGUCAAGAGACGCUUAGAGCAUCUGGGACAGGCAGUCGGAUCAAAAAAGGGAAAGGGGAGCGCACUUUCGGAUGAAGAGUUGGUAGCAAAUGGUCUGGAAGAGGCUAAUAGUCUAGAGUUGCAGAAAACAAUACUGGCGAAGCUCUUAGCUAAAGGUCAGGGCGGUGAAGUCGUUUCCGAAAACGAUCUUUGGGCUUGUUUGUUUGGUGGAAGAACGAAACGUGGGACGGUAGAUCUUAAUAACGGUAAUGCGAAGGAAGAAUCGGUCGACACAGUGAACCUUUAA